This is a messenger RNA of Lagenorhynchus albirostris (white-beaked dolphin), 3332 nucleotides long. It is a transcript of the gene CDCA2, whose product is annotated as cell division cycle associated 2. Gene Ontology annotation, biological process: regulation of mitotic nuclear division; regulation of chromosome segregation. Gene Ontology annotation, cellular component: chromosome; nucleus. Lineage: Eukaryota; Metazoa; Chordata; Mammalia; Artiodactyla; Delphinidae. The transcript is spliced from 15 exons. The coding region runs from base 90 to 3182 and encodes 1030 amino acids. The record is from RefSeq and is a predicted model, not a curated record.
AAAGAGUUGAAAUUCUUUUCACCUGAUCAACCUUACACGCCUUAGUCGUUACGGCCACUUUCUGGAGCAGACCAUUACUCAGCACGAAGAUGGAUGAUAGUUCAAAAGACAGCAAGCCCCUUGAAACCAAGGAGUCUGCUAUUAAUAACGCUGAAGAUACCUCUUUCAUUUUGGGAAAUGGGAAGCUUGUAACUCCUCACAAGCCUGCAGCUGAAGUGACUCCUAAUCGUUGCAUGUCAGAUGCUUUUCAGUCACCUUUGAACUUUUCCACAGUAACUGUGGAGCAAUUGGGAAUUACACCUGAAAGUUUUGUAAAGAACUCUUCAGGAAAGUCAUCAUCCUACCUUAAAAAAUCCAGACGACGCUCUACAGUUGGUGUUCGGGGCUCUCCGGAAACAAACCAUCUAAUUCGUUUCAUUGCCCAGCAGCGGAAUUUAAAGAAUGCUUCUUUGACCAAGAAUUCCCCUUGUCAGGGCAGCCCUGUUUUGUAUCGAAAUGUUCAUUCUUUAAGAGAACAAAUAUCUGCCUUCCAGUCAGCUUUUCACUCCAUAAAGGAAAACGCGAAAAUGACUGACUGUCCUGAACUCUCAGAGACGGAAGGAGAAUUCAAGAUCACAGGCUCAACCAAAAAGGAAAGUCUUGGUGAAUGUCAACAGUGUGAGUUCCCUGCAAACUUGUCAUCCAAGCGACAGAGAAUAUCCUCUCCGAGCAGCUCUAAUGGAAACCUAACUGAUGCCUUUGGUCUCCAGAUACACAAUGUUGCUGCUUUUCCCAAUACAGAUAGACAGUGUGCUGUUGAAACUUCUGCAAAUCUCUCUGAGAAAUCUUCUGAAUCUGGUUUAAAUCUACAGUCUGGAUGUUUAGUUGGAGAGUAUCCUCUACUUUCAGAACUCACAGAGGCUUCAAGUGAACAGACUGACUCAGAUGUCUGCCACCUCUCAUGUUUACACCUCUGUGUUGAAGGAAUCCAGGUCGCUGACUCUGUAGAGGGCAAAAGAUCCAGCGAUGCGGUUUCAGUUGACAAAUUUACAGAAGUGAGUACAGACAUGGCUCCUGAAGCCAGGUCGCUGGUUACUCCACUGCGCCAGAGGGGCAUUCCAUCCUCUGAGACCUUCGUACUUCGUUCUGUGCUGAAGAAACCUUCUGCAAAGCUGUGUCUAGACAGCCUGCAGGAACACCAUGACAACCUCUGUGAUGGUGGGACUCAUCCAAGCUUAAUCUUAAAUCUUGCAAACUGUUGCAAAGAACGAAAAGCAGAAGGUCAAGAAAAUUGUACAGUACCAGACUCUCUAAAUGUGAGGAAGAGGAAGAGAGUUACUUUCGGAGAGGACCUAAGCCCUGAAGUGUUUGAUGAAUCUUUGCCAGCAAACACUCCGUUGCGUAAAGGAGAAACACCGGUUCGUAAAAAGGAUUUAAGUACCCUCAGUCCCCUGCUACUUGAACAGUCCCCAGCUCCUGAGGGGUUACUUCAACCAAAUUUUGAUGACAAGGGAGAGAAUCUUGAAAACAUAGAACCUCUUCAGGUAUCAUUUGCAGGUCUCAGUCCUCUUAGUAAGUCUUCAAUCUCUGAGACUCUUUCAGGCACUGAUACCUUUGCCUCUUCAAAUAACCACGAGAAAAUAGCCUCCUGUAAAGUUGGUAGAGCAACGCGGACCUCUAACAGAAGAAGUCAGUUGAUCAGUUUUUCAGAAGAGAGUGUUUGCAACUUAUUUAAUACAGAAGCUCAGCCUUAUAAAGAAAAGAAAAUUAAUAGGAGGAAGUCUCAAGAAAGCAAUCGUGCAGACAGAGCACUUCCUAGGAAGAAUCAGGUGAGUGUUUGCAGAAGGAAGAAAGCAAAGGGAAAGAAAAAAACUGUUCAGAAGUCUUUAUAUGGGGAAAGAGACAUUGCAUCUAAGAAGCCACUCCUGAGCCCUAUUCCUGAGCUGCCUGAGGUAUCUGAGACGCCGCUGGUUCCAAGCAUCUGGAGGAUGUGUUCAGAUGAUUUCAACUCAAAUGAGGAACUUGAAGAAGUGAAGCUUCCGAAGAGAAAUAAUAUUUUGCCCCAGAGCCCAGAGGAUUGGCAGAUGGUUCGAGGCUUUAAUAAAUACGAUGUGUCUGAAUUCUGCAGCUCUGACAUGAGAAGUUCUUCAUCACUUAUUAAUGCUACUUUUGAGCAAGGUUCAAAUACAAGUACUAUAGAAAUUAAUGAAAACAAAAAUAUUCCAAAAGCAGCAAUUAAGUUGGAAAGUGAAAACGAACUAAAAACUGAGACUGAGAAUGAAAACAGCCAUAUUUCUUGUCCGUCUGUGACUGAAACACCCAUUGUAUCAGACAGUCCAAAACCUGAUUUUACCAUGCAGCCCCAAGAACUUACUGCUGCUGGUCAAAAUAUGGAAAACCUUUUUCAAAUCUUUAAAAUCUCAGAAGAUAUAAACAUCAAAUGUGAAAACCAGGAUGACUUCUUAGUCGUUCCAGAAGGAAAACUGCAGGCCAAGCAUUUAAUGCCCGACUCACAAAAAGAAUGUGAUUGUUCAGAAGAUGUCUUAAUUGACCACUUGAAAGAAAGUCAAAGUCAAGGUGAGGAUUUGGGAAGAAACUCCAUAGCAAGUAGUCGUGGUGUGAGUUACAGAGAAAGGAAAUACAGAAGACAGUCCAUGGCUUGUUCUGAUGGGCAAAGUUUACAUUUGGAAAAAAUCGAGAAUCCCAAACCUUCCUACAGUGUGAGCAGCUCUGUAGAAAUUAGUUUAGAAAAUUCCCAACUGUAUAAAGAUUUAUCUGACUCCAUUGAGCAAACCUUUCAGAGAACAAAGAGUGAAACCAGAGUAAGACGCAGCACAAGGCUACAAAAAGGUUUGGAAAGUGAAGGGCUUGUGUGGAUUUCCCUUCCAUUGCCUCCCACUUCCGGCAUUUCCCAAAGAACCAAGAGGAGAACAAUAGGUACAUUUGACAGCAGAAGAUUUGAGAACGGGUCCUCCAGGCAAAAACCUUGUGUGCUGCCCUCCACAACAGGUAAAGAAAACAGUGAGGGCUUUGCUGCUGCUGCUGCCAGUUUACCUGGGAGGAGACGGAAGAGCUUUUGUACAUCUACACUUGCAGAUCCUAAAAACACCACCCAGUCGAGAGGCUACAAAAGAACCACCUUUCUCAACCAGAAGGAAGCUCUCCAAGUGACUUCGAGAGAAUCGGACAUAUCAGAGAACUAAAGCAGUAACUGACAUUCCCUGCAGAACGUUUUGGCAAGAGAGAAGGUAACCAACCAUUCAUGCCUGAAAGAUUCUUUCAUCCAAGUUCCCAUCCUUUGUUCAACCUCAGUGUUUUAAAAGUUUCAAAUAAAAUUAUUUGAGUAGAACCUA